Molecule: messenger RNA, 4658 nt
Organism: Bufo bufo (common toad)
Lineage: Eukaryota; Metazoa; Chordata; Amphibia; Anura; Bufonidae
Product: multidrug resistance-associated protein 5-like
Exons: 31
Coding region: 169-4383 (1404 amino acids)
Biological process (GO): transmembrane transport
Cellular component (GO): membrane
Molecular function (GO): ATP hydrolysis activity; ATP binding; ABC-type transporter activity
Source: RefSeq, a predicted model, not a curated record
CUGAGCUGGACGCAGUGGGAGAUGGGACCUCUAUUAGUUCUUGUUAGUUCUCGAGUGGCAGCCUUCACGUCAGUGUCCUUGUCUGGUGCUCCCCGGUAGAGGCAGCUGCAGUAAACAGGUCCUAGUGUUCAGAAACGGGCGUCAUGAUUAUACUAUUCUACAAAUAACAUGGACAGACCAGCAAAGGAAAAAUUUACCAUCAGGUACCAGCAAAGCCUGCCAGUACUCAAGCCGUUCCGCACCACACACAGACACCGACAUCCGGUUGAUAAUGCCGGCUUAUUUUCCUUCAUGACUUUAAAUUGGAUUACUCCACUUGCAAGAAAAGUCACCAGGCUCUCUAAACUUCAUAUAAAUGAUCUUUGGGGUCUGCCAUCACAAGAGGCGUCAGAAAUAAACAGCUGGAGGCUCCAGAGGCUUUGGGAAGAAGAGCUCCAGAAGUGUGGGAAGAAGAAGGCAUCUCUCACGCUGGUGCUAUGGCGCUUCUGCCAAACCAGAUCCUUGUUGGCUUUAUUGUCUCUGAUUAUCACCAUGGUAGCUACCUUUAUUGGCCCUGCCAUCUUCAUCCGUGCACUACUUGAGUACGCAGAAUCAACAGAAUCUAAUCUCCUUCAUGGGCUAUUUGUAGUAUUUGGUAUUUUUACAGCAGAGCUUGUAAGAUCUUGGUCUUUUGCACUUUACUGGGCAAUGAACUACAGAACAGGAAUUCGACUAAAAGGAGCCGUUUUAGCUCUGGCUUUCAGAAAGAUCCUGAAACUUAAAGUAUCUAAGGAUAUUACAACGGGGGAGCUAGUUAACAUGUGUAGCAGCGAUGGCUAUCGAUUAUAUGAAGCUACUACAAUUGGCUGUAUGCUCGCUGCUGGUCCUUUAAUUGCCCUCUUGGGACUGCUGUACACUGUGUUCUUUCUGGGACCUACAGCACUAAUAGGUUCUGCUGCAUUUAUAUUUUUUUAUCCAUUAAUGAUGGUUGCAUCAAAACUAACUGCAUAUUUUAGGAAAAAAUGCAUCGGGAUCACAGAUCAAAGAAUUCGAGUUAUGAAUGAAAUCUUGACCAGCAUCAGAUUUAUUAAGAUGUAUGCUUGGGAGAAAACAUUCAUGUGCAGUAUUCAAGCUAUCAGAAGGGCCGAGAGGGUUUUGUUGGAAAAAGCUGGAUACGUGCAGAGUGUUACAACAGGGAUAGCCCCUGUGGUGGUUGUGGUUGCUAGUGUAUGCACUUUUACAUUGCAUAUGGCUCUUGGAUAUGAUCUGACAGCUCCACAGGCAUUCACAGUUGUUACUGUGUUCAAUUCAAUGACUGCGGCUCUCAAAGUAAUACCGUUUGCUGUAAGAGCUACCUCAGAAGCUUCUGUGUCCAUCUCUAGAUUUCAGAGAUUGUUCUUGAUGGAAGAAAUUGAUACUAAGAAUAAGGAGGAAACAAAUCCAGAUUUCUGUGUUGAAUUUCGAGGCGCAUAUUUGACAUGGAAGUCAGGAGCACUGGUCAGAUGUACAGAUGAGAGAAAACAUGCAACGGAAGAUCAAUCAGCUAAAAAACAACUUAUCCAGGCUACUCCAUCACACCCGGGAGAGGAGCAACGUUUAACUAAUGGCAAUCCAGUUUUCCAUACUUCUGAAGCGAAACAAACAUUCCUUUCUACUAGUGACUCCGGUGUUCCUUUAUCACUUGGUUCACCUGUACUUCUUAACAUAAAUUUUUCUCUGCAAAAGGGCAGACUUGUAGGAAUCUGUGGAAGCGUUGGGUGCGGUAAAAGUUCUCUAAUAUUAUCUAUUCUAGGUCAGGUGACUGUACUGGAAGGCACAAUAUCAGUAAGUGGCAGUAUUGCCUAUGCAGCCCAGCAGGCCUGGAUUUUCAAUGCAUCCCUGAGAGAAAACAUCUUGUUUGGGGAAGAAUAUGAUGAAGAAAAGUACAAGAGCACAUUGGAAGCAUGCUGCUUAUAUCCUGAUAUUCAGUCUCUGCCUGAAGGAGAAUUAACUGAGAUAGGGGAACGUGGUGUCAAUCUAAGUGGAGGCCAGAGACAGCGAGUCAGCUUGGCUCGUGCCCUCUACAGUUCAAGUAACUUGGUUCUUUUGGAUGAUCCGCUCAGUGCUGUAGAUGUUUACGUGGCAGCAGAGUUAUUCAGCAAGGCAAUUAAAACUGGAAUGCAGGACAGGAGUGUCAUAUUUGUCACACAUCAAUCACAGUACCUUGAGGAGUGUGAUGAAAUUUUAUAUAUGAAAGAUGGGUACAUUUCUGAACAAGGAACACAUGAGGACCUAAUAAAUUUAAAGGGUGAUUAUGCUCUUUUAUUUGAGAGUAUGCAGGAAACAAAUGUAAUUAAAGGAACUACUCAAUGUUCUACAAAACAGACUGACACUCAAUGGAACAAAAAUCAAGAUGUGAAAGUAAAAGCCAUGAAUCCUGAAGAAGUGAAUCAAGUCAAUGCAAUGAGCAUGGAGCUCUCCAGUGAGACACCUGAAGUAAAAGCCAAUCAAACAGGUGGUGAUAGUAAUCUAAAUGGACAUGUGAAAGAAUCAGAAACAGACAUGGUAGCACAAGAUUGUGGUGAAGAGGUCAAGGGCCUAAUGCAAGCAGAAGAGAAGAGUGAUGAUACUGUGGCAUGGAAGAUAUAUGGAACAUAUAUUAAAGCGGCGGGAGGUGUGCUGAUAAUCACCAUAAAUGUUUUUCUGUUUGUGCUAACAUCAGGAAGCGCAGCCUUCAGUAACUGGUGGCUGAGUUACUGGAUUAAACAAGGCAGUGGGAACAUGUCUAUUGUAACAGCUAACUGGACUCAAUCAAAUGGAAGUAUGAAGGAUAACCCUGACCUACACUUUUAUAUUUCUAUUUAUGCCAUGUCUAUGGUGGUUGUUCUUUUGCUGAGAUUUGUACGAGGCUAUGUCUUUGUUAAGAGUACACUGAGAGCCUCAACAAAACUACAUGACCUUCUGUUCCAAAAAGUCCUUCGCAGUCCUAUACAUUUUUUUGACACAACUCCUCUUGGCCGUAUCCUAAACAGAUUUACCAAGGAUGUGGAUGAAGUUGAUAUACGCCUUCCUUACCAAAUUGAACAACUCAUGCAGAAUGUGAUCCUCGUCCUCUUCUGCAUAGUCAUAAUUAGCACAGUAUUUCCUUGGUUUCUUAUAUCUGUGGUACCUCUAAGUGUGGUUUUCUACAUAAUCAACAAAGCUUCCAGAGUACUAGUUCGUGAGCUAAAACGCUUGGAUAAUAUUAGUCAAUCUCCAUUCAUAUCUCAUAUCACAUCGACUUUACAAGGAUUAACAACCAUACAAGCCUAUGAUAAGACUAAAGAUUGUCUUAAUGAAUAUCAGAAACUUCUGGAUGUCAACCAAGUGCCAUGUUACCUCUUCAGCUGUGCAACACGUUGGUUGGCAGUACGUCUGGAUCUGAUUAGCCUUGCUGUCAUGACACUGACUGCUGUGUGUGUGGUGUUCAUGCAUGGACACAUAAACCCGGCCUACGCAGGCCUUGCCAUGUCUUAUGCAGUCCAGCUCACAGGACUGUUUCAGUUCACUGUGCGUUUGGCCACAGAGACAGAAGCCAGAUUUACCUCAGUGGAACGAAUAAAUUACUAUAUUGAGAAUGUGGAAUCGGAAGCGCCUCAUCAUAUUCCAGAAAAGUCUCCACCAAAAGAAUGGCCCCAAAAUGGAGGGAUUACAUUUGAAAAUGUUGAAAUGCGUUACCGUGACAGCCUGCCUUUGGUUCUGAAGAACAUUUCAUUUAGUAUUGAGCCACGAGAAAAGAUUGGCAUUGUUGGAAGAACUGGGUCAGGCAAAUCAUCCUUGGCAAUGACCCUUUUUAGACUGGUUGAACCAUCUGGAGGUACGAUCAGCAUUGAUAAUGUCCAUAUCGAUGCCAUUGGACUGGUGGAUCUAAGACAAAAACUUUCCAUCAUUCCUCAAGAACCAGUUCUUUUUGUUGGAAGUGUCAGGUGGAACUUGGACCCAUUGAAUCAGUACACAGAUGAGGAGGUGUGGAACGCAUUAGAAAAGACUUACAUGAAACAACACGUACAAAAUCUGCAUGGAAAGCUGCAUACUCUCGUCACAGAGAAUGGGGGCAAUUUCUCAGUUGGAGAACGUCAACUCUUGUGCAUGGCACGGGCUUUACUGAGAAAAAGUCAGAUAUUACUGCUAGAUGAAGCGACUGCAGCAAUUGACAAUGAGACUGAUGCACUGAUCCAGGACACCAUUAAUGAUGCCUUUAUUGAAUGCACGGUGCUCAUCAUAGCUCAUCGCCUCAAUACUGUGUUCCAUUGUGACAGAAUAAUGGUGAUGGACCAUGGCAAAAUCAUCGAGUUUGACAAGCCAUCAGUCCUGUUGUCCAAUGAAAGCUCUACAUUCCAUGCCAUGGCAGUUGCAGCUGAAAGAAGAUCUUUUAACCAACAAUAGACAAAUAAGAAAUGAUCCUGUAUGUAUAUGUCUUAUAUGAUAUGAGUAAUUGGGCUCCCAGUACACGGACAUUUACCAUACUUUCCAACUGUCCUGAUUUUACUGGGAUAAUAUGCAAACUGGCCGUCAAAAGAGGAAAGGCUACUGCAAGCCCCGCUCUCAAUGUCUUUUGUGAACCUUACAGAGCAUUUUGGGGUUUCCUGGUGAUCCGAUUGGCGGGGCUUAGAGGGUUUCUGUCUUCCAAAAAAUGGGUAUUAAGCUGGCUGAUAUUAGCG